Messenger RNA from Penicillium riverlandense, 1131 nucleotides. RefSeq names its product zinc-binding alcohol dehydrogenase family protein. The coding region runs from base 1 to 1131 and encodes 376 amino acids. The record is from RefSeq and is a predicted model, not a curated record. Gene Ontology annotation, molecular function: oxidoreductase activity, acting on NAD(P)H. The transcript is spliced from 3 exons. NCBI's taxonomy places the organism in Eukaryota, Fungi, Ascomycota, Eurotiomycetes, Eurotiales, Aspergillaceae.
AUGGGUCCUACACUCCCCAGUCAGAGACGGGCCAUCGUCAAGGAAAGCCCUGGGCAAGCGGUCAUCACGUCCGUGCCUAUGCCCGACGUGCCCCCUGGAUACAUGCUCGUCCAGACGCAAUAUGUUGCUCUUAACCCCGCGGAUUGGACCGAUAUCGACGGCGAUGAGUACAUCGGCUGCGUGGUCGGCCUCGACUACGCAGGGACCGUAGUUCAAGUCGGCAAGCAGGUGAACAGGACAUUUGAACCCGGGGACCGUGUGGCAGGCAUUUCACACGGGUGCAAUGUUCUGCAUCCGGACUAUGGAGGGUUCUCCGAGUACAUUCUCGUGAAAGCGGAUGCUCAGAUGAAAGUUCCGAAGACCAUGAACCUCGAAGAUGCGGCCUCUAUGGGUGUUGGUGUGAUCACAGCGAGCAUGGGUCUUUAUCAACAAAUAGGUCUUCCACUAUCUAGCCUUGAGAACGUAUCCAACAACGACUCGGAGUGGAUUCUGAUCUAUGGAGGAUCUUCAGCAACUGGAUCACUGGCUAUUCAAUUUGCAAAAUUGUCUGGACUGAAAGUCGUCACCACCUGUUCUCCCCGCAAUUUUGAUCUGGUGCGCGAUAUGGGCGCAGAUAUCUGGUUUGACUACCGUGACCCAAAUAUAUCCAGUCUGAUUGCAUCAGCAACCUCGAAUACACUGAUUUACGCUUUGGAUGCUAUAGCCACCGAUGAAACAGCGGCAAUUUGUGUGGCUUCCUUCAUGAAUCCGGCCGUCGCAAGGUCGACAGUUCCACCGAAAGCCAUAUAUGCUUGCACUCUCGACCCAUCUCUGCCACUGUCAACAUCUACACCGGUGGAAAAGAAAUUCUUUCUGGGCUAUACUUUUUCUGGAGAAGAGUUUCUGUUUGAGGGGGCUAGAUUUCCGCCUAUCCUAGAGGAUCACCAGUUCAUCAUUAAGAUCAUGGAGCUGGCGGAGCAACUUAUUCGAGAAGGAAAACUGAAAAAUCAUCCUCUUACUCUCAAUCUGGACGGAAAAGGCUUCGAGGGUGUGCUUAAGGGCCUAGAUUGCCUGAGAGAAGGGAAGGUAAGUGGAAGAAAAUUGGUCUAUUCCGUUUAUGAAAAGGAGGAUCGUGGUUACGAGAAAACGUAG